Molecule: messenger RNA, 2745 nt
Organism: Closterium sp. NIES-65
Lineage: Eukaryota; Viridiplantae; Streptophyta; Zygnematophyceae; Desmidiales; Closteriaceae
Source: the annotation of a GenBank genome assembly
AUGAGCAAGAAGGACGAUGAGAAGCACGAGAAAAUUAUCCGGGGGUUGAUGAAGCUGCCCGAAAAUAAAAAGUGCAUAAACUGCAACAAUCCGGGCCCUCAAUAUGUGUGCACGAAUUUCGCAACGUUUGUCUGCGUCGCGUGCAGCGGAAUUCACCGCGAGUACACGCACCGCCUCAAGUCCGUGUCAAUGGCCAAGUUCACUCCUGAGGAGGUGGCAGCGCUACAGCAAGGCGGCAACCAGAAAGCGCGGGAGUUCUUUCUCGCGAAUGCCAGCAGGGUGGAGCCGCCAGAUCCUAAUGAUCCCAAUCGGCUGAGGGAGUUCGUGCGUUCAGUCUACGUGGAGAGGCGAUACGUGGCCAGCAGAGACCCGAACGCUGCUGCUGCGCCACCUGCGCGCGCGCAGUCCCCUUCCCCCUCCCGUUCUGCCGACCUCCCCCCAGCCUCCGCCUCCUCCCCGCAGCCCGUCUCCUCGUCCCAGCACAACGAUCACAGCCGUUUGUCUUCGGACUCCAGAGCCAUGCGGGCUUCCGCCGAUGGGUACGGUGGUGCUAGUGGGGCGAGCAGAGGGCCGGGCAGAGGCGCGGGCGGCAGUGCAGGCGGGCAGUCUAGGCCGAGCGGGGGCAGCGGAGCAGGGGGGGGGAGUAGAGGGGGAGGAGGAGGGCAGGGCGUGCAGGCUGUGAGUGUGCCUGUGAGUCAGGUGCUGGGGCGAGAUGUGGAGCUGAAGGUGUAUGCAGAAGGGGAGGAGGGCGCGGUGGGGAAUGGUGUGAAUGGGAGGCGUGCGGGACAGGGAGAGGAGCAGGGAGGAGCGCCUGGAAGCCCUGGUUCCAUUGCUUCUUCUGCGGCAUCGCGCAAGGCUGCAGACGCUUACCCGCCAACGCCCGAGAGCAAGCUCAACCCCUCCACCAGGACCGCUCCCCCCAGUGCCGCCGUCACCACGGCCAGCCUCAUAGACUUCUCCUUUGACGGCCCCUCUCCUGCACCAAGCACUGCCGGCGCAUCCGCUGCACCAGCAGCAGCAGCAGCAGCAGACCCAUUUGGGCUGGCAGAUCUCCUCGCGCCUGCCCCCGUUGUGCCCGACCCUGGCCAAGGUAUGGGCGCUGCAGGUAUGGGAGGUUUGGACCCUGCAGGUAUGGGCGCUGCUGCGGCCGGGCCUCCGUACGGGGCUCAGUUUCCUGGUGGAGCCCAGCUGUUCGGGGAUCAGGCCUUUGGAGGCGAGGCGCUUCCCGGCCAGCAGUACGGGGGACCGCUGCCUAUGGGAGGUCAGGCUUUUGGUGGCGGUCAGCCUGGGGCAGCUGGAGGGCAGCCGUUUGCAGGGCAGCCGUUUGACGGGCAGGGGUAUGGCGGUCAGCCUGGUGGUGUGGAGUUUGGCGCGGUGCAGAACGCUGGUGCGGGGUUGACAACUUUCACCUCCUCCACGCAGCCCCACACCCCCCUCUCUCCCACCCACUUCCUCUUCUUUCCUGCCCCCCCUUGGCCCUCCGCUCCCUGUUCCUCUUGCCCCCUCCUCUUCCCGCCCCGCCCCUCCCUUUAUCAGGACUUUUUCACCAACCUCCUCCCAGCGCCCACAGUAAAGAACGACCUGCCUUAUCUUGGGGGUUAUGCCGCCCCUCCCGCCCCUGCCCCUGCUGUCACCGAUACAAGCACACUCGCUUUUGGAUCGCCAGGAACAGUGGCUGCUGCAGCUUCUGCUUAUGGGGCAUAUGGGCAGCCUCAAAUGUCCGCGUUGGGACUGCCGCCCCAAGCCAUGGACUUGCCGCCCUACCAGAUGGGAGGACCCGCUACAGGACAAGCCAUGCCGUCUGCCUAUGAUCAAUUCCUCUCCACCACAACAGCCGCCCCUCCUCCUUUUCCCGGUGCCCCUGGUGCUGUGGGUGGUGGUCUCAACGCCCCUGCUUUUGGUGCUGCUGCUGCUGCCCCUGGUGCUACUGGCGAUGGUAGCGGUGCGAUUACAACCGAAGCAGCAGCGCCAGCAGCAGCCAAGUCGACCAAUCCCUUUGCCUUUGAUGACGAUGACGAGGAGGAGGACACUUCGGCUCCUGCUGCUUCUGCUACUGGUUCUCAGCCAUUCUCCAUGGAUCCAUUGGCUGCUGCUCUCCCUGGCGGUUAUUUUGCCCCUCCUGGCACCGCUGCUGCCCCUUUCCAGUCCCCUCAGCAGCAGAAUCCUGCAGCCACCCCAUUUGCACAUGCACCAGAUCUCUCCCCCCAACCCUCCGCCUUCUCCCCCUCCACUCCUCCUCAACCCACCGAUCCGUUCGGCGCACCUCUCCCUGCCCAAACCACCUCGCCUGGUCUGGCCGGACCUGCCGGUGGGUUCGGAGGUGCCAUGCCUGGAGGGGGCGUGAGUGUGUCUGCUGACCUCUUUGGGGCUGGUUUCGGGUGGGGGGAAGGGGCAGCAGGAGGCGGAGGUGUGGGAGGAGGGGGAGGAGGAGGAGCAGUGGGGGGCAUGGGAGGUCAUAAUCAAAAGCAUUCAGCCGCUGGCGGUGGGGGGAUUUCUGCUUCUAUCGAUUUUGGUUUCCUUGGAGGUGGUGGUGGUGCUGCCUCUGGGCUUGCUCCUGGUGCUUCACAGGGUGGUGGGAACUUUGGAUUAGCGCCUGCUACUGCAGGAGCAGGAGGAGGGUCAUCUAUGGAUCCAUUUGCAUCCUUAAUGCGGACGGGACAGGCUCCUGGUGCUCAUCAGCCCGCUCCUGCUGCUGGUGUGGCUGCGGCUGCUCCUGCAUCCUCUUUUGAUGGUUUCUCUUGGUAA